Glycine soja is the source of this 1123-nucleotide messenger RNA. RefSeq names its product transcriptional regulator SUPERMAN-like. Lineage: Eukaryota; Viridiplantae; Streptophyta; Magnoliopsida; Fabales; Fabaceae. The record is from RefSeq and is a predicted model, not a curated record. Bases 330 to 947 code for a protein of 205 amino acids. The transcript has 2 exons.
AGAAGUCAAAUUUCGGGUGAAAGUCACUAGAUAGAGUGAAAUAUAGUAUAAGCAUUAUUUGCGAGGGCUUUUCCAGGUUAAGGCAAAAGGGAAUACCACUUUCACACAGCUUCUCCACUAUACUUGCAAAGAAAUAUCCAAAUACAGUAGCUGCAGACAGUGGCAGCAGAUGAAGUACGCCUGCUGAGAGAGAUCUUCACUUUCUGCCACAGAAUAUAUAUGAAGCUGAGAUUCAAUAUGGAUCACUCUACUCAUCAGUUUUGAAGUCCAAAGAAGUAUAUGAGCCUCUUAAUUGUAAACAUUUUGGAAGAACAAGACCAAGAGGUUCCAUGGAAGGAAACUUUCUGACAAGAAACAGGUUUGGGUUUGAGGAGCAUUCAUGGCCUACUAGAAACUAUGCUUGUAGCUUUUGCAAGAGAGAGUUCAAGUCUGCUCAAGCUUUGGGUGGUCACAUGAAUGUUCACAGAAGGGAUAGGGCAAGAUUGAGAUCUUGCUUACCCCCGUCAUCAUGGGUUUCUGAGUGUCCUAAUAAACCUAACUCCAUUAAGCCUAAUCCAACUCAUCUUUCACCUUCAUCUCCAUCAUCAUUAUGUCUAUCUAAUAACCUUUUGAAUUGUGCUCAUACUUUUCCACUUUAUAGCCCUUCUUUGACUUUGUCAUCUUCACUGACUCCAGCUUCUCCCAAUGGAGACAAUAAACCAAGAAGAGUAUCUCCGGAUCCACAUCUUCUUCCUCUUUUGAUUCCUCAAAGCAGUGAGGAAAUUAAGAUGAAUAAGAAUAAAGUAAGUGGUUUAGGAGUUGAAGAAGUACAGGGUUGUGCAAUAGGGGAGAAACUCAAGGUUUUCAAGACUAGUACUAGUGAGCAUAACAUCAAGCUGGAGUUGGGAAUAGGGUUGCUUAAACAACCAGAGAUGUUAGAUUUGGAGCUACGAUUGGGGCACAGCUAGCUUGGUGCAAAUAUCUGUUGAUUUUGCAAGUCUGAAACUUCAAAUUUGAUUUAACUUGUUGCACUAGUAAUUUGUUAGCCCAAUAUUGAAGCUGUUUAUUAUUCUAUUUUGUAUUUGAAGUACCUUAUAUUUUGUGAAAUCUUCUAAUUUGGUUACAUUUUAAAGGUUGCAAUUAA